Molecule: messenger RNA, 939 nt
Organism: Contarinia nasturtii (swede midge)
Lineage: Eukaryota; Metazoa; Arthropoda; Insecta; Diptera; Cecidomyiidae
Exons: 2
Coding region: 15-845 (276 amino acids)
Source: RefSeq, a predicted model, not a curated record
UCUUCAGAGAAAAUAUGAAACAGUUCCUAAUUCUGGCAUUUGUGUCGUGUUCGAUAUUCAAUCAGUUCGGUUUGAUCAGUGCCGAUGAUGCAGUAACGGACAAUAAUCAAGCCUACUCAACACUACUGAAGAAGUUGGGAAAUAAACUCGGUGAAGAAAGUGAUUUGGAUGCCCAACUUCGACCACUUUUUACACUUUCUAACCAAGGCCCCGUAAAGAUACAAGAUGGAAGUACAUCAAAUAGAUGGGUGGAAUCUUAUAAAAAAGCCGUAACAUUGCCUUACGAUUAUAUAAAUGAAAUAUUUAGAAAGACUUCUAAUAAUGAAGAACUCAAAGCAGAAGUUGAAGCAUACAAACAAGGUGUCAUAGAUAUUGGCAAAAUAUAUUAUAAUAUAUUUCUAAUUUAUUCCGUCGAGCCAAGAGUCUUUGAUAUACCAGGAUUGAAAGUGGCACUUAACAAAUUCAGGAAAGAAUCAUUUAAUCGUGAGUCAGAGAUUUAUGGACAAUUAGGAAAUAUGCGAUCUGCAUAUAAUGCAUUGGUUACAGAAAUCAUUGCGAAAAUUGAUCAAUCAGUUACACUUCAUAAGCAACUUGUGAAAGCAGUAAAUACAUUUAAAAAAGGUUUCAAAAGUAUAAGUGCAAAAAAAUCUUAUGAUUCUACCCAUUUGAACACACUAAGCACUCUCUUAGCUCCGGUAAAAGGAAAACUGCACGAACUAGAGAUAGGCCUAAACAAUUUACUUUUUGCCAUUAAAGGCUACAGUAAUCAACGUGUCAGUUGGGCUGCAUUUAUAAUCAAUAAACCAAUUAAUUUUCCAGCUGGUCUUGGAGUCAUGGGAAAGUAGCUAGUGUAAAAUUUUGAAUUAAAAAUACAUUGUAUGACACUUGUAUGACACACGACUUCAUUAUGAUCCCAUUAAAAACACGAUGAAAUCAUCA